Messenger RNA from Malus domestica (apple), 2263 nucleotides. RefSeq names its product U4/U6 small nuclear ribonucleoprotein PRP4-like protein. Gene Ontology annotation, biological process: mRNA splicing, via spliceosome. Lineage: Eukaryota; Viridiplantae; Streptophyta; Magnoliopsida; Rosales; Rosaceae. Gene Ontology annotation, cellular component: U4/U6 x U5 tri-snRNP complex. The record is from RefSeq and is a predicted model, not a curated record. Gene Ontology annotation, molecular function: protein binding; U6 snRNA binding; U4 snRNA binding.
UUAGAAGAAGAAUUGGGAUUUAGGAACCCUCCGGCCUUCACCGCUCAGCUUACCCCUCUCUCUCUCUCUCUCGCUCUCGCGAUUCUCAUCGCAUCUGAGUAGCCCAGCCAGUCCUUUAUUCAGCUAGCUACGUCCCUGGUUUCUCACAUUGCGCUGCGCACCAACUGUUUGUUUAUAUGUCUCACUGAGAAAAACAAAAGACAGAGAAAGUAAUUCCUCUUGAGGUAUCGAGAUUGCUAUGGAGGAGGAGAAACCUCUAUCAACUUUACCGGAGCCAUCUGUUGCAGCAGUCCCAAUUGCUCCAGUCCGCGCUCCUCCCCUCAGACCGCCGCCGCCAGUAAAUGGGGAAGCCAGGACGAGCACAAGUGACUCCGAUGAUUCCGACUCGGAGGAGCCUCCACGAGCUACCGGCGUUUCGGGUGGGGAGUACGAGAUAUCGGAAGAGAGCAGAGUGGUGAGAGAGCGGCAGGAGAAAGCAAUGCAGGAACUGCUGAUGAAGCGCCGUGCUUCUGCUCUUGCUGUUCCCACCAACGACAUGGCCGUGAGGGCUCGUCUUCGGCGGCUCGGCGAACCCAUUACUCUCUUCGGGGAGAGAGAGAUGGAAAGGCGAGACAGGUUGAGGAUGAUCAUGGCGAGGCUGGAUUCGCAAGGGGAGUUGGAGAAGUUGUUGAAAGUUCAUGAGGAGGAGGAGGCUGCAGCUUCUACUGCUGCAGUGGAGGAUGGUGAUGAUCAAAUUAUUCAGUACCCUUUUUACACUGAAGGGUCCAAAGCUUUGUUGAAUGCUAGGAUUGACAUUGCCAAGUACUCCAUUAGGAGGGCGGCCUUGCGGCUCGAACGGGCUCGAAGAAAGAAGGACGACCCAGAUGAGGAUAUGGAUGCAGAGUUGGACUUGGUUUUGGAGCAGGCAAAAAGUUUGGAACUUGAUUGCAGUGAGAUUGGGGAUGAUAGGCCACUUUCGGGUUGUUCUUUCUCACAUGAUGGGCAACUGCUUGCCACUUGUGCUAUAAGUGGAGUGGCCAAGUUGUGGAGCAUGCCUGAAGCAAAGAAGGUUACCACUUUAAAGGGACACACAGAGCGACUGACUGAUGUUCAGUUUUCUCCUGUGCAUAACCUCUUAGCAACUGCCUCUGCUGACCGGACUGCAAGGUUGUGGAACACAGAAGGAACUCAGCUGUUGACAUUUAAGGGCCAUUUGGACCGUCUGGCACGAAUUGCCUUCCAUCCAUCAGGUAAGUACUUGGGUACGACUAGCUUUGACCAGACUUGGAGGUUAUGGGAUGUAGAAACUGGUGAAGAGUUGCUUCUACAAGAAGGUCACAGUAGGAGUGUCUAUGGGAUAGACUUCCAUCCUGAUGGAUCAUUGGUGGCAUCCUCUGGACUGGAUGCACUUACUCGUGUUUGGGACCUCCGUACUGGUAGAAGUAUUCUUGCCUUGGAAGGCCAUGUCAAGAAAGUUCUUGCACUCAGUUUCUCAGCAAAUGGCUAUUAUUUAGCCACUGGGGGUGAAGACAACACUUGCAGAAUAUGGGAUUUGAGAAAAAAGAAAUCCAUAUACACCAUUCCAGCACAUUCCAAUCUCAUAUCACAGGUCAAAUUUGAGCCACAAGAGGGAUAUUUCCUUGUAACUGCUUCAUAUGAUUUGACAGCAAAGAUAUGGUCAGCCCGAGAUUUUAAGCCUGUCAAGACGCUUUCUGGACAUGAAGCAAAAGUUACAUCUUUGGAUAUUUCUGGAGAUGGGCAACAGAUUGCUACUGUAUCACAUGACCGAACCAUCAAACUGUGGUCCAGCCGUUCCAACAAGAAGGAUCAAGCAAUGGAUGUGGAUUACAGUACCAAUGAGAAGGAUCAGGCAAUGGAUGCGGAUUAGGACCUGCCCAAUUCUAGAUAAACUUUCAAAAGAUGGUAAAGAGGUGGCGGUUACUUGUAGAUGCAUGGAUUAUAGUGGAGACAGUUUCGUCAAGGCUAAAGCUUCUGUUCGAGUUUAAGAUCAUAACGUUGGUUCUAGCUUUUAAAAUCAUAAGGUACAUGAGAUGAUGUCCCUUAGAACAUGAAAAACAUGUACAAUGCUUCUUGAGCUGUCUUCAGACACAACCCUUGCUAACUGGCAGAUAUCUGUGUUCAAGUUAAUUUUUUAAUUGUGAAGGAACCCAGGUGGAAGAGGGUUUUUGUUAAACUGCCAAAAUCCUCCCUGAACUUGUACUUGGCUUUCGAUUAUUCGUUUUGUUAUGUAAUGUUGAAGGCUUGCGGUUCUUGUUAUUUUCGU